Asparagus officinalis (garden asparagus) is the source of this 1099-nucleotide messenger RNA. RefSeq lists its product as uncharacterized. Gene Ontology annotation, cellular component: nucleus. Gene Ontology annotation, biological process: regulation of DNA-templated transcription. The coding region runs from base 27 to 797 and encodes 256 amino acids. The transcript is spliced from 2 exons. The record is from RefSeq and is a predicted model, not a curated record. NCBI's taxonomy places the organism in Eukaryota, Viridiplantae, Streptophyta, Magnoliopsida, Asparagales, Asparagaceae.
GAUGUCCAAAAGCCAAGGCCAGCGAAAUGUCUCCAGAACCACCAGCAUCCGCCCAAGCGCAAGCCGCCGGCGCCGCCGGAGCCAAGGCCAAGUCCGACGAAAACGCCCAAGAGGACGCGAUCAAGAUCCUAAAGGCGGUGAUCGAGUUCAGAGCCAAGAACGGUGGGAGCAUCCCGACCCCGACCACCAUGGAUCCCGUCUUCAGAUCCCUCAAGGGCUCUCUCCACGAGGAGCUCCGCUCUGUUGACCACCUCUAUAGUCGGUUCCGGUCUCUGAAGGAGAAGUAUCGUAGGGCCUGCAAGGACGGAGUGGGCCCCACUGACUUUGACCGGGCGUUCUUCGAUCUCUCGGCUAGGGCUUGGGACAAGGAGGAGGCGGGGACGAAGAAGAAGAAGAAGACGACCGAGACGAAGAAGGCGGUGACGGAUGUUGUUACUAAUGCCGCUGAUGCUGGCGAUGAUGCAGAUGAUGUCCAUGACGGUGAUGAGGAGGAGGACGAGAAUGAGGAGGAGGUGGAGGAGGACGACGAGGAGGAGAAUGAGGAUGUCGCUGAUGGUUAUUUUAUGUACUUGAGUGGACAGGCUAGAAAAUAUUGGGAGCAGCUAGGGCUUCCGAUUGCAACAUUGGAGGUGGGCUUGAAGUUUUUGGACAGAUCGAAGGCGGCGGCUUUAGAGAAGAAAUGGAUGGCGCAUUUUGAAGAGGGGUUGAAGAUUGAAGCUCAAUCACAUGAGCUGUACUUGGAGAUUUGCAGCACCCUGCUUGGUGGGCUAAAGAGAAAGCGCGUAGAUGAUGAUUAGGUUAAUGGAUGAUUUUUUGGGCUGGUGCAUAAUGGAGGUGCCUUUCUCUGGCUUUUUGGGGAAUAGUUUGAAGUUUUGCACGGGAGUAUAUCGAUGCUUGUAUGUGUGUGCACACAUUCAUGUUCUGGUGUUUUGUCUGACUUAAGGAGACUCGGUGAUGUUUGUUGAUGGAAUGUAACUAAGCACAAACUGGGUUUCUACUAUUGCCCCUUCUCUUUUUGUGGAAAAGCUGCCUGAGCAAAUUCUAAAUAUACAUGUUUUGGAUGCUUUGGCUUAUCAUAUAUAUGGCUCUUUACCGCUGA